Molecule: messenger RNA, 1365 nt
Organism: Ascochyta rabiei
Lineage: Eukaryota; Fungi; Ascomycota; Dothideomycetes; Pleosporales; Didymellaceae
Exons: 3
Coding region: 1-1365 (454 amino acids)
Source: RefSeq, a predicted model, not a curated record
AUGGCCGCAUCACACGAAAUCGCCCAACUCAAGGCCAAACUCACAUUAUACGAAGAGCAUCAUCGCAUAUGCAACGUGAUUUGCCAGGCUUCACGCAACUCAAUCGAUGAAACAUUGGUUGCGAUCAACGCUGAGCCUCAGCAUAUUCAGAUCAUGUCACCCUCACCCAGUGUACACCAUGGUGGCUAUCCCCCAGUAUCACCGGGCCUUAGGAUUAUUCGUUUCUCACGGGAUGAUCUGGAGAAGAGCAGCAGGAAAAGAAAAAACUGUACUGAUAAGACUCCAAGGCAGCCUCGGCAGAGGUGGUUGGAUGCCAGGACUGCUGUCAUAAAAGACAUCAACAACAAACAACUUCAAGUGAGAACAAUACAACAUCCAGAUACUAGUCUGCUGGGAACAGAAAAUUCGGCGUUUGGAAGAGGAAGAUUACUGGCGAAAAGUGUCGCUAGUCUACUCGUGCAAGCUCAGCUUGUUGAUUCGCAGGCCCGCGUCUGGCUGUUUUCGUUCCUUUCUUCAAUCGUGGCACUGGUGAAACUGGCAAUACUAUCUGACACGGAGGUUGACGACCUCAUGCGCAUCCUGGACGUUGACGGAGAGCGUACUUAUUAUUAUAGGCGGCAAAUUCUGGCUGGAGCGGCUUGGAUGAAUGAUGAAGUGUUACUGGGAUUGUGCGAGAAAGGUUGGGAACUUAACCACGCCACAGCUGCUGUAGCCUUGCACGCACCCUCUCGUCCAUUCGAGUACGCUCAGAUCAAACACAAAAGUAAUAAAGAUCCUAUCGUUGAGGCAUUUCAUACGAAGAAGGGAUUGCCACAUUUUGUCAACAUCCCCAGGUGGUCUAUUCCUGAUCAGGUCCUGACGUGGGAGCUGGGAUUGAGUAAACAACAUAUAAUCGAAGCGCUUUAUCCACCUCGCCCAUCACGCGACAAACCCGUAUUGAAUCUGCAACAGAUCGCGCCUUCUACAGUAGCCGUUACGAACGAACAAUUACGAUUCGUAUCACGACAACCAAUCCCAAAUUCGACGGACGUUCUAGAGACUUACGACUGGAGAACGGACGAUGCUGUGACAGUCAUUAACCCCACUAAGUCAACGGAGACAGCAAAAAAUACACGACCCGCGUAUUCUGACCAAACGUACGAUUAUUAUUACGUCGCUCUGGAACAUGCGACGACUUCACGUUUAUCUAACCCUUCUCUGGUGGAAGCAAUACAGCAAUCCAAGCAAUGGCAGGAAGAACAAAUACAAUGGAGUGAAGAGCCUGCAGACGAUUUUCGAAAAACAAAGUGUCUCACCUUUGGGCUCGUCAAAGACUUGACCGAGAGAUGCAUCGUUAUGGCCGUAGUGGGUGGCCCACCAGCCUAG